Scedosporium apiospermum is the source of this 3093-nucleotide messenger RNA. RefSeq names its product Ubiquitin-activating enzyme E1 1. Gene Ontology annotation, cellular component: cytoplasm; SUMO activating enzyme complex. Lineage: Eukaryota; Fungi; Ascomycota; Sordariomycetes; Microascales; Microascaceae. Bases 1 to 3093 code for a protein of 1030 amino acids. The record is from RefSeq and is a predicted model, not a curated record. Gene Ontology annotation, molecular function: SUMO activating enzyme activity. The transcript has 3 exons. Gene Ontology annotation, biological process: protein sumoylation.
AUGUCGGAAGCAGAUUCCGCCACGCGGAUGCAGGUCGACGACUCGGCGACGACGGCGAGUGACAUCGAUGAGUCGCUCUACAGCCGACAGCUCUACGUUCUUGGCCACGAGGCCAUGAAGCGUAUGGGUGCCUCCAACGUCCUCCUCGUCGGUCUCAAGGGUCUCGGUGUCGAGAUCGCCAAGAACGUUGCUCUUGCUGGUGUCAAGAGCCUCGCUCUUUAUGAUCCUGCGCCGGUUGAAAUCGCCGAUCUUUCCUCACAGUUCUUCCUCCGGGCCGACGAGGUUGGGAGACCACGCGAUGAGGUCACCACCCCCCGAGUCGCCGAGCUCAAUGUCUACACUCCUGUCUCCAUACACAAGUCCGAUAGCCUUGUCUCCGACCUGUCACAGCUUGAUAAGUAUCAAGUCGUCGUCCUGACAAACACGGCGCUUGAAGACCAGAUUACCAUCGGUGAAUACUGCCACAAGAAGGGCAUCUACUUCAUCAGUGCCGAGACCUACGGUCUUUUCGCAUCCAUCUUUUGCGAUUUCGGAGAGAAGUUCACCGUCGGCGAUGCUACUGGUGAAUCCCCCCACUCCGGCAUCGUCGUUAACAUCGACGAGACCGGCUUGGUGUCCGCUCUUGACGAGACCCGACAUGGCCUCGAAGACGGCGACUAUGUCACCUUUACAGAGAUCGAGGGCAUGCCCGACCUGAAUAACUGUGCCCCCCGAAAGGUCACCGUCCGAGGUCCUUACAACUUCUCUAUUGGCGAUGUGUCUGGCCUUGGCGAGUACGAGAAGGGUGGUCUCUGGCAACAGGUCAAGAUGCCCAAGAUUGUCGGCUUCAAGAGCAUCGCCGAGGCUCAGAAGGACCCUGAAUUCGUCAUCUCGGACUUUGCCAAGUUCGAUCGCCCUCACCAGCUCCACAUCGCCUUCCAGGCGCUCCACAAGUUCCGAAAGAUCAACCAGCGCCUGCCUCGACCUUUAGAUGACCAAGAUGCGGCCGAGUUCAUCAAGCUUGCCCAGGAGGGCUUCAAGGACGCCGGGUUCGAGGGUGACAUUAAUGAAGACCUCCUGAAGGAGCUAAGUUACCAGGCUACCGGUGACCUCAACCCCAUGGCGGCCUUUAUUGGUGGUAUCACUGCGCAGGAGAUUCUCAAGGCCGUGUCCGGAAAGUUCCAUCCCCUCAAGCAGUGGUUCUACUUCGACUCCCUUGAAUCUCUGCCAACCGGCGUCGAGCGCACGGCUGAGAACUGCAAGCCGAUCGGCUCGCGGUACGAUGGCCAGAUUGCCGUUUUUGGUAAGGAUUUCCAGGACAAGAUCGCAAACACCAAGCAGUUCCUCGUCGGUGCCGGCGCUAUUGGUUGCGAGAUGCUGAAGAACUGGGCUAUGAUUGGCUUGGGGACCGGGCCGAAGGGCGGUAUCGUUAUUACCGAUAUGGACUCGAUCGAGCGCAGCAACCUUAACCGCCAGUUCCUCUUCCGCGCGCACAACGUCGGCCAGAUGAAGAGUGACUCCGCCGCUCAGGCUGUCCAAGUCAUGAAUCCCGACCUCGAGGGCCACAUCAAGUCCCGAAAGGAUCCCGUCGGAAAGGAUACUGAACAUAUCUUUAACGAGCAGUUCUGGAAGGAACUUGAUGGUGUGACCAAUGCCUUGGAUAAUGUUGCAUCCCGACAAUACGUGGAUCAACGCUGUGUCUUCUUCCAUAAGCCCCUUCUCGAGAGCGGUACGCUAGGAACAAAGGGCAAUACCCAAGUUGUGAUUCCCCUCGUCACCGAGUCUUACUCGUCGUCUCACGACCCGCCCGAGAAGGAAUUCCCUAUGUGCCUGGUCCGAAGCUUCCCAUAUCGCAUUGAGCAUACCAUCGCCUGGGCGAAGGAGCAUAUCUUUGAGCCUAACUUUGUCCAGGGUCCUCUGACCGUCAACAACUACCUUACUCAGCCCAACUUUAUCCAAAACUCUCUCAAGCAAGGUGGAAACCAGCUUCAAGUGUUGAGGACUGUCCGGGACAACCUCACGACGGAUAGGCCUCGGACAUUCGAGGACUGCAUCGCGUGGGCGAGGUUGCUGUUCGAAAAGCUGUUCGUGAACGACAUUCAACAGCUCCUCUACAACUUCCCCAAGGACGCUACCACCUCUGGCGGCACUCCCUUCUGGUCCGCGCCCAAGCGUGCUCCUGAUCCGCUCAAGUUCGACCCUUCUAACCCCACGCACUCCGGCUUCAUCGAGGCCGCGGCGAAUCUCCACGCUUUCAACUAUAACAUCAAGUCUCCCGGCAACAACAAGGACCUUUACGUUCGGGAGCUGGAUAACGUUAUCGUUCCCGACUUCGUCCCGGAUGCUAACGUCAAGAUCCAGGCGAACGACAGCGAACCUGACCCAAGCACCGAGAGCGGUUUUGAUGACGAGGGUGAAAUACAAAAGAUCAUCUCUGCCAUCCCGGCCGCGAGCGAGCUCUCUGGCUUCCAGUUGGUGCCUGUCGAGUUCGAGAAGGACGAUGAUACGAACUACCAUAUCGAUUUCAUCACUGCCUGCAGUAACCUCCGCGCCGAGAACUACAAGAUCGAGCAGGCGGACCGGCACAAGACCAAGUUCAUCGCCGGAAAGAUUAUCCCCGCCAUCGCCACGACCACCGCGUUGGUGACGGGUCUCGUCGUCCUCGAGCUUUACAAGAUCAUCGACGGCAGGACGAAGCUUGAGGACUACCGAAACGGCUUCAUCAACCUCGCGCUGCCCUUCUUCGGCUUCAGCGAGCCGAUCCAGAGCGGCAAGGUCGUGUACAAGGGACCCGAUGGCGAGGUCACCCUCGACAAGAUCUGGGACCGAUUCGAGCUCUCGGACGUGACGCUUCAGGAACUCAUCGAUCACUUUGACAAGAAGGGUCUCACUAUUACCAUGCUUAGCUCAGGCGUGAGCCUCCUUUACGCGGCGUUCAUGCCGCAGGCCAAGAUCAAGGAUAAGCUGCCGAUGAAGCUCAGCCAGCUGGUCGAGACCGUCUCGAAGAAGAAGAUCCCCGACCAUCAGAAGGAGGUCAUCUUCGAGGUUGUCGUCGACGACAUGGAUGGCAACGAUGUCGAGGUUCCUUAUGUCAAGGUGACCCUUGACAAGUGA